Molecule: messenger RNA, 981 nt
Organism: Adineta ricciae
Lineage: Eukaryota; Metazoa; Rotifera; Eurotatoria; Adinetida; Adinetidae
Source: the annotation of a GenBank genome assembly
AUGUCCUCAUCGACUAUUGAGUAUUAUACGUUCGUUUCUCAACAAAUCAUCAUCUUCUUCGGUAUACCAAUUCUUAUCGCCGGUGUCAUUGGGAGCGUUUGCAAUCUGGUUGUGUUUCUCAGUUUAAAAACCUUCCGCGAAAAUGCAUGUGCAUUCUAUUUAACUGUCAUGACUGCAGUCGAUCUUGGCCAAUUGGUCACUGGUCUUCUGUCACGUAUAUUAAUCAGCGGUUUUGCAGUUGAUUGGACAAUCUCUUCAGUUGUCUACUGUAAAUUCCGUGCUUAUUGUUUUCAAUUCUUCGCCCUGACCUCGUAUAUUUGUAUGUGCUUGGCAUCCAUCAAUCAAUUUCUCGCAACUUGUUCGAAUAUGUUUUUGCAAAAUCUCAGUAACAUUAAACUAGCCCAUCGAAUCGUUUCGGCUUUUGUUUGUCUGUGGCUUGUGCAUGGAAUUCUGUACCUGGUUUAUUACAAUCUUAUUCCAUUAGAAAGCACUGAAAUUGUAACAUGUGACAGCUGGAACAUCGCUGUCAGAAAUUAUCAUGCCAUCGGAGUUACGAUUAUAUAUGGAAGUGUGUUACCGGUCUCGAUCAACAGCGUAUUCGGAUUUUUAGCGUAUCGGAAUAUUCAUCAGUUCGAUCGACGAACAACGCCGCUUGCUCAGCGUGAGCUGGAUAAACAGUUAACAUUGAUCAUUUUCAUUCAAUUUAUCUAUCAUCUGGUUUCGACAAUUCCUUAUUUGAUAGUGACAAUCAUUUCGCAGAUAGGGAUCAUUAACGUUGAUCCGAUUCGCGAAGUCCAAAUGCAGCUUGCCACUUCUGCAAGUUUGUGUAUUUAUUACUUAAAUUACGCUAUUCCGUUUUACAUGUAUAUCAUUGUUUCGACACGCUUUCGUCGACAAUUUCUUUAUGUCUUCUUCGAAAUUUAUGCAAAUAAAUGGCGACAACGAAUGCCAAAUGGCAAUCAAGUCAUACCAGAAGCAUAG